Messenger RNA from Acipenser ruthenus (sterlet), 3936 nucleotides. RefSeq names its product growth hormone-inducible transmembrane protein. Lineage: Eukaryota; Metazoa; Chordata; Actinopteri; Acipenseriformes; Acipenseridae. The transcript is spliced from 9 exons. Gene Ontology annotation, cellular component: mitochondrial inner membrane. The record is from RefSeq and is a predicted model, not a curated record. Bases 158 to 1204 code for a protein of 348 amino acids.
UGUCGCGUUCUGUGUGACGUAACAGCUUUAGACGUUUCGGGAAGGUUGCUGUCAGUUACAUCAGAGUGAUUUUCUAGUGCGCAAGAAAGGUUAUCUCAUAUCGAGAAAACAACACUUACAUUAGCUAAAAGAGAGCCUUUGAAUUUGUUUUGCCAUAAUGCUGGUGACAAGGCUAGCGUGUUUGCGCAGUCUGCCAGCCUUUGGGCUGCGAUCUACAUUGACCCAGGCAUCUCCAACUCUAAGAAAUUCUGUCCUGAAGACCAGUCCGCCACUACUGCAGCUCAACCAGGGAUAUGCCACCAAAGCUCGAUUUGGUUUCCGGCAUGGUAAAACCGUUAAAGAAGGAAUCAAAGAGGCAGCUUUGAAGCCAGCGAUGGAAACUGCAAUUAAAUUUGAUAACAUGGGCAGAGUGAUCCUUGCUGGAGGAGCUGUAGUUGGUCUUGGGGCUUUAUGUUACUACGGAUUGGGGAUGUCAAAUGAAAUUGGUGCCAUUGAAAAAGCUGUUAUCUGGCCUCAGUAUGUGAAAGACAGAAUCCAUUCUACAUACAUGUACUUUGCAGGAAGUGUAGGGAUGACAGCAUUAUCUGCUGUAGCAGUCAGCAGAUCGCCAAUGCUUAUGAACCUGAUGAUGAGGGGCUCUUGGCUGGCUAUAGGUGCAACAUUUGCUGCCAUGAUAGGGGCAGGAAUGUUAGUCAGGUCAAUAUCCUAUGACCAGAGCCCAGGUCCCAAACACCUUGCCUGGAUGUUGUAUGCAGGUGUAAUGGGUGCCGUGGUGGCUCCAGUGACUCUUCUGGGGGGUCCUCUGCUGAUCCGUGCUGCCUGGUACACCGCUGGUAUCGUGGGAGGUCUUUCUACUGUGGCAAUGUGUGCCCCUAGUGAGAAGUUCCUAAGCAUGGGAGGUCCAUUGGCUGUGGGCUUGGGGCUGGUUUUUGCUUCAUCAAUUGGGUCAAUGUUCCUGCCUCCUACUUCAGCUUUUGGAGCAGGUCUCUACUCUGUUGCUAUUUAUGGUGGUCUGAUCCUGUUUGGCAUGUUUCUGUUGUACGACACACAGAAAGUAAUCAAACGUGCCGAAUCUUAUCCUGUCUAUGGAGUACAGAAAUACGAUCCCAUUAAUUCAUGUCUGGGAAUAUACACUGACACACUGAACAUCUUCAUCAGAGUGGUCACCAUUCUUGCAAAUGGAGGUGGCAGCAAACGUAAAUGAGACGAUACGACUUCCUUUUUUUGGGGGGGGACUAAUUCAUGGAAAGUGUGCUGUACUGGAAUGAUCACAUGCAGUUGAAGACCGAUUCGCUUUGUAACUUGCUGUGUUAGAAAUACAGGGUAAUAAAAUGUAGAUUACCCUCCACUUUAUGCCCUUUUUUAUUAUUAUUGUUUGUUUAUUUAGCAGACGCCUUUAUCCAAGGCAACUUAGAGACUAGGGUGUGUGAACUAUGUGUCAACUGCAGAGUCACUUACAACUACAUCUCACCCGAAAGACAGAGCACAAGGAGGUUAAGUGACUUGCUCAGGGUCACACAAUGAGUCAGUGGCUGAGGUGGGAUUUGAACCAGGUACCUCCUGGUUACAAGCCCUUUUCUUUAACCACUGGACCACACAGCCUUUAAGUAUGUCUUUAUCUGUUAUUAACUGUGUUUCAUUUAAAAUCCCUUUUCUGAUUUAUGACUUGGACGCCACCUUUAAUGGGAAGUGUACACUAAAACUAAGAAAUAAGUAAUAAUAAAACAAAAGCUUUAGUACGACGAAACCUGUUGAGGCAACCUGGUGAUUAGAUUUUGUAAUUAAACUAGAAUUAAUCGUUCUUGUUAAUUGCAGUUAUUAAACUAUAAACACAUUAUAGUGUUCUUGCUGGAACUUUUGUGAGUUUUUUUUGUUUGUUUGUUUGUUUUCAGUGUUGUAUCAAGGCAAAAAAAAACGGGCUUCAACUGAUUUUAUAUUUGUGUUUACUUCAGCUGAUAAUGGGAGAACCUAAAGUUCCUAAACUUAAAAUGUUUGUGUUUUUUUUGUUUUGUUUUUAGAAAAAAAAGUUUAUGAUUUUUAUUGGGCUUUGCAUUGCUGAGCAGGAUUAUGGCAGAUGUUUUAUAUGACUGCCCCAAACUUCCACAACUGCCUGUAAUCAAAUAUAAAUAUAUGUGUAUAUAUUGUUUCUUGCAAAAGUUGAGUUUUCUAAUGUGUUAGCAGGCCAAGAACCAACAUCAAUCAGAAGGAUUAAUAUUGUUUUUUGUUACAGUUGUUGAUUUAAUGUAAUGUAAUAUCCACUUCCUUGUAUUUCUGCCACGCUAAACAAUUGCUUGCCAUGUUUCUCAUGUUCCUGAUAGGAUGCCUUGGAUCUGAACAUAAGGUAAUUGGGGAAAAAUAUCACAUUUCCACAGAAUAACUGACUGAUUGUAGUUUUUCAAAGGGAAAGGGAUGUCCCAUACCUUUUCAGCCUCUGCAAUGAACCAUGUGUUCUUUCCAAUAAUGUUAGUGGUACAAAAUGACCUUGAAAUAUCUAACUUUAGUUGUUUUAGUUUGUAAAAGUAGUUUUCUUUAUAGUACUCUUUUUCAAAAAGUAGGAGUUAAUUGAAGAGUGGAGUAAACGCUUAAAAAUAUGGCCCUUUGUCUCAGAAUGCAAUGGUUUUAAAUCCCCUUGUCCUGCUCCUGACCUUGUUGAAAUGGACAGUUGCCAGUAACAGUGAUGGAAGUGCCAAGCAGGAAGUGGUGGUGUGGAUUACAGUACUACAGUGGGGGUUAUGUAAACUGAACCAUAUGAUGAUCAAGAGUUAUAAGAUACUGGUGAGUUUUGUUUCAGUGAAAUAAAAAAACUAACAAAAAAAAGUCUAAAUAAAUCCUCAAGGCUGCACUAUGUUAAGACUUUAGUUGACGUGCAUUAUCUGUAUAACUAAUGUUUAGCCUUCUGGCUAAUUUUUACAUAAUGGUGUUGAAGAUUGCCCAGGUAUUUUUGUGUGUAAUAUAUCUCUCAGUGAACACUUUGUUAUGUGUGAAACACUUUUGGCCCUAUGCUAGAGGUUCUGGUCCAAAAUUUACCUCCCACUGGCGAAAUGCUUCAUGGCACAGUUAAGUAAGACACAGAGUACAUGCAGAGUAUAAUAGAGUGGAUGAGAGUCAUGGGGUUAAAAUUACCCCUGUUUACAUGCCUAAAUGUGUUUUUUUGUUUUGUUUUGUUUAGUUUUUUCUGAGAAACGGUCCAGUCGUUGGGACUUUUUCAGUUUUCUUUACUCAGGUGUUGCUUUGUCGUUAAACCUGUUCCAGCAAAACACCACAUCUCAAUAAAACCAAAUCAAAUUAUCUUCAGCGGCAGUGCAAUGGUUCUGGGCUAUGGGACAAUGGCAGAACAUUAUCUUUUUUUUGACAUAACAAUAGAAUCACUGUUAUAAAGCCAUUUACAAAUUAGUACAAUAUCAUUACCAGUGUGCUAGUGUGUAUUUUACCAGGUCCGAAACAGCUCAAAACUAUGUAAAUUUAAUAUAGGAUAUCAUUUGGCAUGUAAAAAAGAAAACCACUGCACAGGUAAACCAGUUAUUGUCUAAAACAGGUGUGUUCUGUUUGUAAAAGGUUACUUGCAAACAGUUAUUAUUAAAGUGACAUCUGUGCAACUUCAUUGUCAUGGCUUGAGCAUACUUACGGCACCCAUAACUUCUUAAUACUCAAUAUAGAUCCCAACAUGAAACUUAACAGAAACUAGAACAGUUAAGCAGUGUGGAGUAGUGGUUAGGGCUCUGGACUCUUGACUGGAGGGUUGUGGGUUCAAUCCCAAGUGGGGGACACUGCUGCUGUACCCUUGAGCAAGGUACUUUACCUAGAUUGCUCCACUAAAAACCCAACUGUAUAAAUGGCUAAUUGUAUGUAAAAAAAAUAAAUAAUGUGAUAUCUUGUAACAAUUGUAAGUCACCCUGGAUAAGGGUGUCUGCUAAUAAAUAAAUAAUAAUAAGUAGA